Danaus plexippus (monarch butterfly) is the source of this 1981-nucleotide messenger RNA. RefSeq lists its product as uncharacterized. The transcript has 6 exons. Gene Ontology annotation, molecular function: potassium ion leak channel activity. The record is from RefSeq and is a predicted model, not a curated record. NCBI's taxonomy places the organism in Eukaryota, Metazoa, Arthropoda, Insecta, Lepidoptera, Nymphalidae. Bases 221 to 1744 code for a protein of 507 amino acids. Gene Ontology annotation, cellular component: membrane. Gene Ontology annotation, biological process: stabilization of membrane potential; potassium ion transmembrane transport.
AAAUUAUACUGUGCAUCGGCUUCCUAUAAUAAAACCUGACGUUAAAAAAUACAUUUGUGUAGCAUGAAUUAAGUUAAAUCAUGAAUUCAAGUCUUCGUGGUGACUGGCCAUAAAGAGAACGAUUAAAUCUUAAAGAAAUAAUGCUCCAGAAAAAGUGUUAAAUACAUUGCCUUAGCUAUGGGGUUUCUUAAUUUAAAAAUAUUUUUUUGAAUAUCGAACAAUGUCUUCAGAAGUAUCAUUGAACGGACUUGAUAGACCAACUUUUCUUCGUAGAUUUAGUACGGGUUGCAUUAGGGCAGCGUGUUCACAGAUUGGUUUGGUUAUUUUAGUGAUAGUUUAUGUGCUUUUUGGUGCAUUUCUUUUCGAAUAUCUGGAGUCGGUGCCGGAGGUUCAGAAGCGAUCAGCCAUACAGCGUUCCAGAGAAGAAUGUUUAAAAGAACUAUGGGCGAUUACAGAGCGUCUGAACGUUCUGUAUGAACGUAAUUGGACAAGGCUCGUGCAUGAGCAGUUACGAAAGUUUGAGUCAUCAAUAGUGGCAGCUGCAAGACAGACAGAUGCCUAUUCCGCUGAACUAGCCUCUGACUCAAAAUGGACAUUCUCCGGAGCUCUCAUCUAUUGCAUAACUCUUAUAACUACAAUAGGAUAUGGUAAUGUAUCGCCACGAACGGCCGCCGGGCGAUUGGCGACAGUAGCGUACGCUGCGGCUGGCGUGCCACUUACCUUGGCAUGUCUGGCCGGUCUGGGAGCGUCUUUAGCUCGACUGGCGAGAUUAGCCUGGCUACGAGCAACUGGAGACAAAGUACCUAAUACGUGGAGAAAAGAUGGCGAGCUGGAGAACCACUUCCAGUUACAUGAACAACAGCGUCUACUUCCCCAACCGCUGGAACACAAUCAGUACACGUCGUUCCCACCAAGAACCCACAGGUCUUUAGGCACGGUCAAGGCCAGGGCAGGAGAUCGUGGACAAUACUGCCAGGUCUUCGAGAAGGCUCCUCUUAGUCCACGGGCGGCUACUUUGGGGCGGAAACGAAGAGCCGUUGUUGAAGAACCUCAUACAUCAUCAGCUCUUCAGACACAGACUCUAGAUAGAAAACGUACCGGUCAGAAGUGUUUGGCAACGGUCCACGGACAUGCGGGGAGCAGCGGCGUGAGGGGUGCGGGGGUGAGGCGAGGGAGAGGCAGUAGGGGGGCAGUCAUCGAACAACUCAUAGCGGAAGAGUGUGGAGAAGUUUAUAAGAACCAGGAGGAAGUUGACUCCGAAGACGCUGAUGAAAGAAUAUGUCAACACGACACGCCAUCAAGAGUGCCUUUGAUAUGGAAUGAGGAACAUCACAAAACUAAGAACUGUCCAGCUCCGAGCAGCUCGUCUAAGACAGUUAAUCAUCAGAAUCCCAAUCUGGAACACUGUCAUAUUCCAAUAGGUAUCGUUUUAUUCCUACUGUUAGGGUACAUCUGCGUCGGAGCGAUUAUAUUUUCCGUGUGGGAGGACUGGAGUUUCCUCGACGCUGCCUACUUUUGUUUCAUCGCAUUGGCCACAAUCGGCUUCGGAGAUUUCGUGCCCACCAGCUUCCUCACUAAACAAGGAAGCGAAAACUCUAGGAGCGAAUACGUGCAGAUAAUAGCGUGUUGUGCCUACAUCGUGUUCGGGCUCAUCCUGAUAGCGAUGUCGUUCAGCUUGGUGCAGGACGAGGUCGUGUCUAGGUGCACGCAGUUAGCCAAUAUUUUGGGACUAUCGAGACAAUGACAUUACCAGAAGAGCGAAUGUAGCUCUGCGGACAAUCGGCUAAGGAUGUUAUGAUUAUUGUUGUACUGAGACACUUUAACCGUCGAGUACCACUUCUUAAUGUUAUCUAUAUAAUAUAUUAUUUUAAAAAUAUGCAAUAAAUCGAAAUGAUUGCGUUGAAUGUAACUUUGUACCGUAUCCUUUCCUUAUAACAUGUUUGUGAUGUAAAUAAUGUAUAAAAACAUAUUCAUAAAAGCA